UCGCAAUUCACGAUGAGCGGCUUCGGCAGACCUCCUUCAAAAAUAACAUUCUCUCCAACGCCGUAGCCUCCCUAACCUCCCCUCCACCCCCUGCGCUCGCUAACAAAUCGGCUCUCACAGCCCGGAACGCGGGAGCUUCCCGCUCGACCAUGAUGGUACCCCCGCCGCCGCUGCCCGAACUUCCUUUACGGCACGAUAAAGGGCUAAUGAUGAGGAUAAGGGGAGUGUAAACCCGUGAUGCAGGACU
Tuber aestivum (summer truffle) is the source of this 247-nucleotide messenger RNA. The record is from the annotation of a GenBank genome assembly. Lineage: Eukaryota; Fungi; Ascomycota; Pezizomycetes; Pezizales; Tuberaceae.